Messenger RNA from Mastomys coucha (southern multimammate mouse), 888 nucleotides. Its product is annotated as olfactory receptor 51F1-like. Gene Ontology annotation, cellular component: membrane. The transcript is spliced from 2 exons. Gene Ontology annotation, biological process: G protein-coupled receptor signaling pathway. The record is from RefSeq and is a predicted model, not a curated record. NCBI's taxonomy places the organism in Eukaryota, Metazoa, Chordata, Mammalia, Rodentia, Muridae. Bases 1 to 888 code for a protein of 295 amino acids. Gene Ontology annotation, molecular function: G protein-coupled receptor activity; olfactory receptor activity.
AUGCUACAAUCGCGGGACAACACAGAAUUCCUAAGCAACUUCACAUCGAAAUUAUCAACCUUUUUGUUGACUGGCAUUCCUGAUCUAGACUCUGCUCAUGCCUGGAUCUCCAUCCCUUUCUGUUGUCUUUAUGCCACCGCCCUCUUUGGCAAUAGCAUGAUCCUCUUUAUCAUUGUGACCCAGCAUAGUCUGUACGAACCUAUGCACUAUUUCCUCUCCAUGCUCUCUGCCACUGACCUGGGUUUGACUUUUUCUACAAUGUCAACCACCUUGAGAACCCUGUGGUUUCAUGCAAAUGAAAUAAGUCUAGAUUUUUGCAUUGUUCAGAUGUUUUUUCUCCAUGGAUUCACAUGUACAGAAUCUGGGGAGCUAGUGGCUAUGGCUUUUGAUCGCUAUGUAGCAAUCUGCAACCCUCUUAGGUAUACUACGAUUCUUACUAAUUCUAGAAUCAUUCAGAUGGGUUUUCUAGUGAUAAUGCGCAUUCUACUAUUAACAGUUCCACUACUUUUGCUCCUUAAACCUGUCUCUUUCUGUAAAAGGAAUACCCUCUCCCACUCCUACUGUUAUCAUCCAGAUGUGAUUAAGUUAGCAUGUUCAGACACUCGGGCCAAUAGCAUCUGUGGACUAGUUGAUCUCAUUCUGACCACAGGGGUAGAUAUUCCAUGCAUUGUCUUAUCUUAUAUACUGAUCAUUCACUCUGUCCUCACUAUUGCCUCCUCUGAAGAAGGGCACAAGGCUUUCAGCACCUGUGUGUCCCACAUUGGAGCAGUUGCUGUUUUCUACAUCCCGAUGUUUAGCCUGUCUCUGCCUGUGCUCAACCCCAUCAUUUACAGUGUGAAAACAAAGCAAAUCAGAAAGGCUAUUCUUAGUUUGCUUUUUGCAAAAUGA